CCUGACAAAAUAUACAAUAAGAUUAAGCUCUACGCCGGGAAUGAAAUACUUGUGAAAAACUUAGUGGAAUAGAAACCAUUCUGACUCCUUCAAUAACUAUCAUACCUACAUACCUAAUUAACAUACAUGCAUCGGCAAACCACCACGAACUAUCGAAAAUAUGUACAAAUAUUUUAACCAGUAUUUGUACAAAUUGUUUAAUCUUUUGCCAAAAUCAUAGUUAAGUAGUAAAAUAAAAAUGAUACUAAGGUUUCAAGUGAAUAGGACUAGGGCAACCAUGUUCCAAUGGUUUUUACGUUACUGUUGAUGACAACGAAAAACCACCCCAAACCUAUGCGGAAAUAUUCAUACGAAUCUGUUUAGUUGGUACUGUGAAAUUUAAAUAUCAAUAAUGAAAAAUAAACUAGUUUAAAAAAUAUGCGUUAUUCUAAACAAAUCUUUCUUAAAGUGGCCCGUCAAAACAAUUAAGUGAUCAACUUUUUACCUGGCCAUGAUAGACCCAAGCUCUAGUGAAGAAGAGGGAGACGAAGAAACCGUCGCAAAUUUGCCUAAUAAAGGACGUAUUGGAGCACCACAGAAAACGGUCGCACCUGUAGCCGCACCAUCAACAUCAACAGCCGUUGCAACCAUACCUAUUACUACAUCUGGUCCUAAUACCCAUAAUGGCGAUUUUCAAUCAAACCAAAGACCAUCAAAUACUUCUGGUGGAAACAGUCGAUUUGAUGGCAGCGAUGGAGGAGUAGGAUCAACAAAAAAGGAUCAACCCCAAUUUGGCACUGAGGGAGGCAGCCUUGAAGUUCCCAACAAUGGAAUUCCAAGUGGUAUUUCGCAAGAAACUCUGAACCAAAGUGUCGGAUCAUCGCGAGCUAACUCGCUGCCACGCCCUCUUUCGCCAUCACCAUCUACUGCAAGCGAUAAGCAUGAUGGAGGCGAUCCACAUGAGAAACAUGAGCGUGAGGAGGAGGAACGCAAGCGCCGUAUUCAGUUGUAUGUGUUUAUAUCGCGUUGCAUAUCAUAUCCAUUCAAUGCAAAACAACCUACGGAUAUGACUAAAAGGCAACCGAAAAUAACAAAACAGCAGCUAGAGAUACUCACACAACGAUUUCAGGCGUUCUUGAAGGGUGAAACGCAAAUAAUGGCUGAUGAAGCCUUUCAAAAUGCCGUGCAAAGCUACCAUGACGUAUUUCUAAAAUCGGAACGUGUUAUGAAAAUGGUUCAAUCUGGAGCAUGUUCGCAACAUGAUUUUCGCGAAGUUUUUCGCAAUAAUAUUGAAAAACGUGUAAGAUCCUUACCAGAGAUUGACGGAUUGAGUAAGGAAACUGUGUUGACAUCUUGGAUGGCAAAAUUCGACAUAAUUCUCAAGGGUAGUGGCGAAGAAGAGACAAAACGCCCUUCACGCAUGCAACAAUCUUUGAAUAGUGAGCUGAUUCUUUCCAAAGAGCAACUAUAUGAUAUGUUUCAACAGAUUUUAUCAGUGAAAAAGUUCGAACAUCAAAUCCUCUUCAACGCCUUGAUGCUCGAUUCUGCUGAUGAGCAAGCUGCGGCCAUCAGACGUGAGUUGGAUGGUCGUAUGCAGCGUGUGGGAGAAAUGGAGAAAAACCGAAAACUUAUGCCAAAGUUCGUGCUUAAAGAAAUGGAAUCCCUUUACAUCGAGGAAUUAAAAUCUUCUAUCAAUCUGCUGAUGGCGAAUCUGGAAUCACUUCCUGUAUCAAAAGGCAAUAUGGACAGUAAAUAUGGGCUACAAAAAUUGAAACGUUAUAACCAUAGCACACCAUCCUUUUUAAAAAUGAUUCUGCGUUCCCAUGGAUCCCUUUCCAAGCUAGAAGGUGAUUCAGAAGAUGGUACUACACAGUUAACCAAAUUGGAUGUUGUACUUACUUUUCAAUUGGAAGUAAUUGUAAUGGAAGUAAAAGGCCUUAAAUCUUUAGCCCCGAAUCGGAUUGUGUACUGUACAAUGGAAGUUGAAAAUGGGGAAAAGCUUCAAACUGAUCAAGCCGAGGCUUCAAAGCCUAUGUGGGAUACACAGGGAGAUUUUACUACUACUCAUCCUUUGCCUGUUGUAAAAGUAAAGCUGUACACAGAAAACCCUGGAAUGUUGGCGCUGGAGGACAAAGAGUUAGGAAAAGUGACCAUUAAGCCUACACCACUUUCUUCUAAAUCACCUGAAUGGCACCGUAUGAUCGUUCCCAAAAAUCUGCCGGACCAGGAUGUACGGAUCAAAAUAGCAUGCAGACUCGACAAGCCGUUAAAUAUGAAGCAUUGUGGGCAUCUUUUCGCAAUUGGAAAAUCUGUAUGGAAAAAAUGGAAGCGUCGUUACUUUGUUUUAGUUCAAGUCUCUCAAUACACAUUUGCAAUGUGUAGCUAUAAGGAAAAAAAAUCAGAGCCGUCCGAGAUGAUGCAGCUUGAUGGAUAUACAGUAGAUUACAUUGAAGCUGCUAGUGCCAAUCUCAUGUUCGGUAUCGAUUUGAAUGGUGGCCGGUUUUUCUUCAAUGCUGUGCGCGAAGGAGACAGUAUUGCAUUUGCAUGUGACGAUGAAAAUGAGUGUAGCCUCUGGGUGAUGGCAAUGUAUAGAGCAACUGGUCAGUCACACAAGCCCACGCCACCCAUUACACAGGAUAAAAAUUCGGCUAUGUCUAAAAUUCAAGGUGAUGCGGAUAAGGCACGCAAACAUGGAAUGGAGGACUAUAUAAGUGCGGAUCCAUGUACUUUCGAUCAUGCUAGUUUAUUUAAAACGUUACAAAACUUAACACUCGAAUAUCGACUAAAUGAUCCAUACGCAUCUCUUGGAUGGUUUAGUCCGGGACAAGUAUUUGUUUUGGACGAGUAUUGCGCUCGAUACGGUGUACGAGGGUGCUACAGACACUUAUGUUAUCUUUCCGACCUUUUGGAUCGUGCUGAGAAACAGCAUAUGAUUGAUCCCACAUUGAUUCAUUAUUCGUUUGCAUUCUGCGCUAGUCAUGUGCAUGGCAACAGGCCUGAUGGAGUGGGCAGCAUAACCCAUGAAGAGAAAGAGAAGUUUUCUGAAAUAAAAGAACGUCUGCGCCAGCUUCUUGAGUUUCAAAUAACAAAUUUUCGAUAUUGUUUUCCUUUCGGUCGCCCUGAAGGAGCAUUAAAAGCUACGCUGUCUUUACUUGAAAGAGUUCUAAUGAAAGAUAUCGUUACCCCAGUACCACCGGAAGAAGUGCGUCAAAUGAUUAAAAAAAGCUUGGAGACCGCUGCUCUUGUUAACUACACACGGCUUUCGGCGGAAGCAAGAAUCGAAGAGGAUCUGCGUGGUGAACUUAUUGUACCGCCACCAAAAAAACUAGAGGAUUUAAUACACUUGGCUGAGCUAUGUGUUGAUUUGUUGCAGCAAAAUGAAGAGCACUAUGGUGAACUUCGCAAACACGACAAAAAGGAAAAACUUAAAACAAUAAAGGAAGGCGUCGAUGGCACAGGCACAGGAACUAUAGACGGUCGGGUCGAUGCUGCUUCCACUGUUACUUCCGCCACUUCAAGCAUGGACCAGGCAACGUCAAAAGGCAUAAUGGAUGUCGCUGCCGGUAUCUCUGACGGACCGCCCCCAUUUCGUUACUGUAUGCCCACACAUGCGGUAUACACAUCGCCAGUACCAACGGCGUUUGCUUGGUUCAGCGAUCUACUGGUUGAGCAUGCGGAAAUAUUCUGGUCUCUUUUUGCAGUUGACAUGGACCGAGUUUUGUCCGAGCAAGCACCAGAUACAUGGGACUCAUUCCCAUUGUUCCAAAUUCUUAAUGAUUAUUUAAGGUCUGAUGAUAACUUGCGAAAUGGACGGUUUCACCAGCACCUGCGUGAUACCUUUGCACCGUUGGUGGUGCGGUACGUGGAUCUUAUGGAAUCCUCAAUAGCUCAAUCGAUUCAUAAGGGCUUUGAAAAGGAACGUUGGGAAAGCAAAGGGAUAAACGCUGCUUUGAAUCCAGCUGCAUUAAACAAUGCCGCCCAGGCGCUAAACACGGCAGCUCUCAACCCAGCGGGGCUGCUGAGCGGCAAGAAAGAUCAAGUCAAUUUUUAUGUACCGAAGCUACCAAGGCGACCAGCUGCAGCUGCAGCAGCCGCUGAUGAAAUGAGAAAUGGUUGUGCAACUUCCGAAGACCUUUUCUGGAAACUAGACGCAUUGCAAUCCUUUAUUAGAGAUCUGCAUUGGCCAGAUGCCGAGUUUCGUCAGCAUUUGGAGCAGAGACUGAAAAUGAUGGCUGUUGAUAUGAUUGAGCAGUGCAUACAGCGCACAGACUCCUCCUUUCAGUCUUGGUUAAAAAAAAAUGUUGCCUUCAUAUCGACCGAUUAUAUUAUACCGUCAGAGAUGUGCGCUAUGGUAAAUGUGAUAUUAGAUGCUAAAAACCAAAGCUUUAAAUUAACUACCAUCGAUGGUAUUGAUCUGUACAAAUUCCACGCAAAAAUCGAUGAUCAAAUCGACAAAGCGAAUGUAGCGAUGACACAAGGAUUAAGUGGCAAACUUAUGUCAGUGCUAGAGUCGACUUUGUCAAAAUUGGCGCGUUACGAUGAAGGUAGCCUCAUUGGCUCGAUUCUUAGUUUUACAAACGUGUCGAGCUCAGGGAAAGAUCUGGGACAAGGCUAUGUGAAUUUUUUUCGUAACAAUAUGGAUCAAAUACGCGGCAAGAUAGGUGAUGACCUAUGGACACUGAACUUUUUUGAGCAGUGGUACUCUCAGCAAAUAAAUAUGCUCUCCAGCUGGCUAUCAGAGCGUUUGGACCACGCCCUACACUAUGCACAGGUCACGUCUAUUUCCCAUAUUAUUAAGAAAAUUUAUUCAGACUUUGAGCUGCAAGGUGUUCUCGAGGACAAACUAAAUUCUAAAGCAUAUCAGACAGUUAUACAACGAAUGACUGCUGAGGAGGCAACCUGUGCGCUGACCAUGCCAGAAGGCACCGAUGGUGAUGAAAAUUGUGACGAUAUCCGCAACGGUGACGAAGAGGAUGGUGGAGAUGAAUCUGGCGCUCACGCAGCUCGGAGCCACCCAAAGCCAAAGACGGGAGCUGCCCAAGCUGCGGCUGUCACCAACGUAGUCGCUGGUCGGGUUGGUAAUUUACUUGGUAAAGGCAUUGGCGGACUUAGCUCAAAGCUGGGAAGCGGCGGUUGGUUUUGAAUUUUAAAGGAAAUAAAGUGGCUAUCCAGGAUGAAAUCACAUAUUGACGUCCAACUUCUGAUGGCAGCUUCGUAGCUAUUCUGAGCCAAGUCCACUGUCGCAUCAAUAAUUCUUCGACAACAAUAUUAAUGGAUACCAAUAAUUCAAUAGUCCGUGAAUGUAUAGAGGAUCUUUAAACACCAGCUUUCAAAUACAAAUAUUAUUAUAAUAAACUCCAAUAUGGAGAGCGUUGUUGUAGCGGACAUAUUUCAUUAUUUUAUGUAUAAAAUCAAUCAUUUCGAUUUUAAAGGACAGUCCUUUUUGGUAAGAAUAAUAAGCACGAUCAUUAUCUAAAAUAAUUUGUGCUUAAUCGAGUUAAAAAUCAAUACUUACAUUUGCAAAACAUAAUUACCUCUUUAAUAAUAUUACACGAUAAUUAAUGAACACAAUUAUUAAUUAUUAAUUAUUAGUACAUGCAUAUUUCUUCAUCAGACGCGUUGCUGGUAUGUGCAAGGAGUAUGUACAAAUAAAGCAAUCAAUAAAUUGUACGCUUUAAAAUAUA
Messenger RNA from Drosophila novamexicana, 5663 nucleotides. It is a transcript of the gene Cadps, whose product is annotated as calcium-dependent secretion activator. The transcript is spliced from 25 exons. Bases 491 to 5122 code for a protein of 1543 amino acids. Gene Ontology annotation, biological process: synaptic vesicle exocytosis; dense core granule exocytosis. NCBI's taxonomy places the organism in Eukaryota, Metazoa, Arthropoda, Insecta, Diptera, Drosophilidae. The record is from RefSeq and is a predicted model, not a curated record.